UUCGACAAACGUCCGCUCUAGGCUUCUCGGAGGACAGAACUUCUCUAAUGCCCCAGUGACAGCCCUUCGCUUCUCUGGUCUCUAGAGGUGACGUGAUCAUUUAGCGCUUUCCGGGCUCUGAGUGUUGCUGAUAGGUGUCCUCAGCAUGGGGUUUUCCGAGGUUCUCAGGCCGGUGUCCAGGUUCAAUUCAUUCAAAAGGACACAAAUUAUACUGCAGCAUUUAAGAAUGUCUAGUCACACAGACUCAGAACCAGAAGUGUUGUUGGAAAAAAAAGGCUGUGCAGGAGUGAUAACAUUAAAUAGACCAAAGGCUCUGAAUUCAUUGACUAUUUCCAUGAUUCGACAGAUUUAUCCACAGUUAAAGAAAUGGGAACAAGAACCAGAAAUUUCUUUGAUAAUUAUAAAGGGCGCUGGAGGAAAGGCUUUUUGUGCUGGAGGUGAUGUCAAAGCCAUAGCAGAGGCAGGUAAGGCAAAAGAGAAAUGGACUCAGGACUUCUUCAAAGAAGAGUAUGCUCUGAACCGUGCUAUUGGUACUUAUCAGAAGCCUUAUGUUGCAUUUAUUCAUGGAAUUACAAUGGGUGGAGGUGUUGGUGUCUCAGUUCAUGGGGAUUUCCGAGUGGCUACAGAGAAAACACUUUUUGCUAUGCCAGAAACAGCAUUAGGUCUUUUCCCUGAUGUGGGUGGAGGUUUUUUCCUACCACGGCUUCCAGGAAAACUUGGUUACUUCCUCGGACUCACAGGAUUCAGAUUGAAAGGCAGAGAUGUACAAAAAGGAGGAAUUGCUACACACUUUGUAGACUCUGACAAGUUAACUAUGCUGGAGAAAGAUUUGUUGGCCCUGAAAUCUCCUUCAAAAGAAAAUGUGGCAGAAGUCUUGGAUACUUACCACAAAAAGUGUGAAGUUAAUCAAGAUAAACCUUUUGUACUUGAGGAACACAUGAAUAAUAUUAACAGCUGGUUUUCAGCAAGUACUAUGGAACAAAUCAUUCAGCAUUUACAAGAAGAUGGUUCACCUUUUGCACUUGAGCAAUUGAAGGUAAUUAAAAAAAUGUCUCCGGCCUCCUUAAAGAUCUCAUUAAGACAGUUGACAGAGGGGUCUUCAAAGAACUUAACAGAAGUGUUAAUUAUGGAAUAUAGGCUGAGUCAAGCAUGCUUGAGAGGCCAUGACUUUUAUGAAGGCGUUCGAGCAAUUUUGGUUGACAAGGACCAGAACCCCAAGUGGAAACCUGCUAAAUUAGAAGAAGUAACUGAUGAAUUUGUGAAUGAUUGCUUUAAGCCAUUGGGAAGCAAUGAUCUCAAAUUUUAACUGCAGUGACUGACCUCAGAGCUUCUUAUGAACAGACAAGUAAGAAAAAUGGAAGGUAGACUCUUUGGGACUAGAAAAUCAGCUUAAUUUGACAUGGCAGUCCUUUUUUCCCCCUCUGAUUAUAUGAUAAUCUAUUCAUUUAUUAUCUUGUAUAGCAUUAUAUAUAGACCAUACUGAAUAAAGAUUCUUGGAAAAAAAUGUGGUGAUAUUUUAA
Messenger RNA from Gracilinanus agilis (Agile Gracile Mouse Opossum), 1520 nucleotides. RefSeq names its product 3-hydroxyisobutyryl-CoA hydrolase (gene HIBCH). The record is from RefSeq and is a predicted model, not a curated record. Gene Ontology annotation, cellular component: mitochondrion. The transcript has 14 exons. Bases 146 to 1306 code for a protein of 386 amino acids. NCBI's taxonomy places the organism in Eukaryota, Metazoa, Chordata, Mammalia, Didelphimorphia, Didelphidae. Gene Ontology annotation, biological process: L-valine catabolic process. Gene Ontology annotation, molecular function: 3-hydroxyisobutyryl-CoA hydrolase activity.